Molecule: messenger RNA, 2703 nt
Organism: Cinara cedri
Lineage: Eukaryota; Metazoa; Arthropoda; Insecta; Hemiptera; Aphididae
Source: the annotation of a GenBank genome assembly
AUGAUAACAUUGCAGAACCCACAACCAACAACACAAAAGAGCAGCGUUGCCUGGCCAGCUUGUAAAUUUAAGAUAAGACUUAAGAUAUAAGAUAAUCCAAGACCGUGAUUAUACUAACCAGAAAAUUAGAUUCCAAUUUAUUACCUAUAUCUGUGUUAUGUUCACAUUAAAUCAUAAAACCUAGGUAUAUAUAUUAAAUGAUAAGAACCUAUUAUGAGUUCAUGAUAAAAACCGUUUAUUUUAUUAGUGAUAUAAACUGUUUUUACUUUUUUUUACUAUCUGGUAAUAUAAAAUACAGAAACUUGUAACAAAAAGUAUCCAAAACGUUUGAUUGUGAGUGCCUUUUGAGAUUAAAGUUUGAAAGUCUUUCUUCGAAGUGCAGUUGUAGUUGAACCAUUCUUUCUUUGCCUACCUAUAUGUAUUUAAUUUAAGAUAUAUGCAUUAUGCACCCAAUUUGGCAUCACCCACUUGUUUUUAUUAUAUUUGAGAAAAUAAAUAAAAUUCCCAAUAGAAACUUAAUUAUAUAUGCGCCAGGUAUUUAUAUUUAAUAAAGUAUAAUACUUAAAUUAUUUUUUAAUUAGUUUGAUUAAUCACUGAUUUUUUCUAAUUUAAUUUAGUUCAUUCAUAAAAAAUCAGCUGCUAAAAAUUAAAAUGAUUUUGGUCUAAUAAACAAUCCAAGUUGAUCCAUUUUUUGUUUUCAUUAACAUUCAACCACAAGUAAAAGGAGAAAAAAUUAAAAAUAUAAAGGUCAGUAAAAAAAUAUAUUAAAACUGUAUAAAAAAACAGAAGUGAAAUCUAUUCAUUUAAACUUUUCAUCUUUAGAUUAAAAAAAAACCAACAAAAUUGCAUGGUGCUAUUCAACUCGAAGAACAAGCAAGUAAACAAACAGGAAUUAAGAAAAACAAUAUGAAAUUAACUCCAGACAUAACAAAAUAUGACAUCACUUUUGGAAAUAAAUGGUAACAAUUAUAAGGUUAAGUGCUUAGUUUUUAAAAAUAAUAUUAAUGGUUUAUUAGUAAAUAAAUUACUAAAUUUUAUUUGGUACAUUUAAAAUGUUUCAGAAUAGUUUAUAACUAUUUACAAAUACUUAUAAUCAUUUUGUAUUAUCUCAAAUAUUUAAAAUAAUUUAUUUAUAUAAUUUAUCAUUUUAUUUUAUUUUUGGGGGGAUUAGUAUUUUAUGAAAACAAACAAGUUUCUAUUAAUGAGUAACCAGGGGUGAUGCAUUAGGAAAAACUUUGAGACGAUGUCUUCCCAAUAAUUAUAACAUGACAAAAAAAAAGUAUUUAAAAUUAUUUAUGUAAUUUAUGUGUAAAAUUGCUUUUGUUACCUAUAUUUACCUGUAUUGUAUGUGUGUAUUAAUAUUCUCUCAACCAUGGUGUUAUGAGUAAUUUUUAGAAUUAACAAUAACAACAAUAUAAUUAUUAUUUACGAUUAUUAUUUAUUUAUUAUAUUACAAUUUUAUUUCAUUAAACAUAAUACACAAAUAAUAGGUAUCAUAGUUACAUUUUCAUUAUCAUAAUGGAUCCAGUAAAGUUAUUACAUAAACUGAGUAUAAUAAUACAAAUUGGUGGAAAUCUGAUAUAUCAAUAUUAUGAUAAUCUAAUAUUAGUUGUGUUUAAAUGUUUCAUUCUUAAACUGGUUUUAAACAAUCAAAAAUUUGAAAUCCUUAAACUACUAGUUUAAAUGUUUUAACUGCACUAUAAUUUAUACCUAGUAUAAUAUGCACUAUAGUAUACAAAUAAAGCAUAAUAUAUAUAUAUAUAAAAAAAAAAAAUUAAUUUUGGUAAUUUGGUUUGUGGUGUUCAUUAUAUAUUUUUCAAUAUUAAUAUUAAAUAUACAUUAAUCUUGUUGUUAAAAUCUUAUAUUAAAGAUUACAACAAUGUAAAUAAAUAUUUUCAGUUACAUCUGUAUUAAUGAAACUAUAUUUUAUGCGAGUUAAUACAUCUAAACAUAUUAUAUUGUAUUAUAAAUAUUUUAGAAUUUCAAUUAAAAAUUCAGUUAAUAAUUAAUAAAAUUACAAUUAAAAACUUAUAAAAAUGAGUAUUAUAUGUUUCAGGAACUGGCAAAAUACCAAAAAAAUGUAUGUCAAUUAACGCCUAAACAGAUUAAAAGAAAAAUACAAAUUUUGUGAAAAAUAAAAAAUAAAUAAAAUUUCUGACUCAUAAUUUGGAGAAUAUCAUAGGGAAACUGGUUCUUGUUUUCUUAUCCCUGUAGAAGAGAGAUCAUCUGCCACUUUAUUAGAAAUUAUUAAAGAGUAUAUUAAGUCGGAUACCACAAUUAUUUCUCAUUUUUAAAAGGUAACUAAUCAAAGUUUAACAAAAUUUAGAUAAAACUUUUUUCAAAAUGUAUAAUCUAUUUUAGGCCUAUGAUUGUUUCGAAAAUGAAGGAUAUGUUCACCUUAAGGUUAAUCAGACUCUUAAUUUCAAAGAUCCAGAAACCUGUUAUGUUCAUACAAAUAGCAUUGAGAGUACAAGGUGUCACUCAAAGGUAUCAAUGCCCAACUAUAGAUGACAAAAAGAGUUUUAUAGAGGAUAUUUAUCAAAGUAUAUGUUUUUAAAGAAGUGCUGUGUAUUACAAGUGGAUCUGACUGGAGUUUUUUAAAAAUGCAGGUGUUUUAUACAAUAUAGAGAAUGAUGAAGAGUACAAAACUGAUGUUCACAAAGAUGAAAAUAAAAGUUAAAACCAUAUUAACAACCAACAUCA